CACUGUCCUGUAUAACCCCGCCCCCUCCUCAUAUAACCCCUCCCCCCGACAGUCCGUGCAGUCUCCUGGCCGCAGGCCCGCCACUGUGCAGGGAGCCUGGAGGAUGGGGGUCUCUGGAGGCGGCUGCUGGGUCCUAAGUCUCCUCCUCGUCACCUCGGUGUGUGCUGCUGCUGCCGCCUGUCCCUGCUCAGAGCCCGCUCUCUGUCAGCCCAUCACACAAACCCGGGACCCCGAGGUCUACGUGUUUUACACCAGAGGCAAAAACUGGAAGUACUAUGACUGGUCCGUGGUCACCACCGUCGCGCUGUUUGCCCCGUAUGACCCGGAGCUCAUGUGCUUCGCUCACGCCAAAGGCGCAAGAGUAGUCCUGAAGGGAGACGUCCCUCUGCCGGAUAUUGUGGAUGCACAGAACAGGUCUGCCUGGGUCACCCAGCAGGUGAACUUGGCGAAAAGUCAGUACCUGGACGGGAUUAACCUGGACAUAGAGCAGGCCGUGCUCCUAUAUAGCCCGGAGUAUUACGCUCUGACGGCUUUGGUGCAGGAGACUACAGAAGCUUUCCACAGGGAAAUCCCCGGAUCUCAGGUCACCUUUGAUGUCGCAUGGUCUCCCAACUGCGUCGACAUUCGUUGCUAUAACUACACCGGUAUAGCCGACCUGUGCGACUUCCUGUUUGUGAUGUCAUAUGACGAGCAAUCCCAGAUCUGGAGCGACUGCAUCGCUGGAGCCAAUGCACCGUAUAACAAAACCGUAACGGGUUAUGAGGAGUUUAUUAAUUCUGGAAUCCCCCCUAAGAAGCUUGUAAUGGGCGUCCCCUGGUACGGCUACGACUACACCUGUCUCCAGCUGUCAGAGGAUAAUCGGUGCACGUUGGAGAAGAAGCCGUUCCGGGGGGCUGAAUGCAGCGAUGCGGUGGGCCGCCAGGUGCCGUACCGUACGAUUAUGAAACAGCUGAACAGCUCGCUGUCUGGGAGACUAUGGGACGAUGAGCAGAGCGCCCCCUAUUAUCAUUACAAGGACUCGCAGGGGCAAAUCCACCAGGUCUGGUACGACGACCCGCAGAGCAUUUCCCUGAAGGCGGCUUAUAUCAAGAAACUUGGACUCCGAGGGACUGGUAUGUGGAAUGGAGACCUCCUGGAUUACUCCAGUGACCCUGUAGCCCAGCAGCAAACCAAAGACAUGUGGAAGGCAUUGUUACCGUGACUGCUGUCCAGGGACGCCAGGCUUGGCGGGUAGUAAGGAUUCCCCGAGCUGGAGGGCAGACUCUGGACUUUAAUCAGUGUGCCAUGGUCUGUGCGUCUAGAUUUUCUAUGGGUUGUUUAUUUUUUUGUUUUUGCUUUUUUCAACAUGAUGCAAUAAAGUCUACUCCAACAACA
Pseudophryne corroboree (corroboree frog) is the source of this 1374-nucleotide messenger RNA. RefSeq names its product di-N-acetylchitobiase-like. NCBI's taxonomy places the organism in Eukaryota, Metazoa, Chordata, Amphibia, Anura, Myobatrachidae. The record is from RefSeq and is a predicted model, not a curated record. Gene Ontology annotation, molecular function: hydrolase activity, hydrolyzing O-glycosyl compounds; chitin binding. Gene Ontology annotation, biological process: oligosaccharide catabolic process. The transcript has 7 exons. The coding region runs from base 104 to 1201 and encodes 365 amino acids.